This is a messenger RNA of Papaver somniferum (opium poppy), 1004 nucleotides long. RefSeq names its product protein ENHANCED DOWNY MILDEW 2-like. Bases 157 to 759 code for a protein of 200 amino acids. The record is from RefSeq and is a predicted model, not a curated record. NCBI's taxonomy places the organism in Eukaryota, Viridiplantae, Streptophyta, Magnoliopsida, Ranunculales, Papaveraceae. The transcript is spliced from 3 exons.
UCCUGUGGCCAUUUUUAUCACCCAAAAUGUGCCGCAGACUUUCUCUAUCCAAGAACUGAAGUGAAAAGUAAACAUCUUCAAAAAAUCAUUGCUACAGGGGGGUCAUUUACAUGUCCUGCCCAUAAAUGCUAUAAAUGUAAACAAGCAGAAGAUAGUAUGGUACGUGAACUGCAGUUUGCAGUAUGCAGACGUUGUCCAAAGGCAUAUCACCGUAAAUGCUUGCCGAGGGAUAUUGCUUUUAGUUAUGCAGAGAAACUUGGCCUUGUUCAGAGGGCUUGGGAUAAUCUGUUGCCAAGAAAUCGUAUACUGUUAUACUGCCAGAAUCACAAGAUUGAGAAAGAUCAAGGGACACCAUCAAGAAACCACAUCGUAUUUCCUAAUGUUGAGGUAAAGGCAAAACUGCAGUCUACACAAUCAGGCCAGCAAAGAGUUCUAAAAAGGAAGAGAAUGAUUCCGAAAGAGGUGCAGGAAAGUACAUCUGUGAGGCCAAGAAAUUCAGUUGAAAUGAUGGCUCCUUCGAAGCAAAGUAAAUUUGUAGAUAACAAACCCAAAAGAUUCUCCGUCCAACAACUGGUUUCUACAAAAAGAUUGAGCACCUGUAGUGCCUCAAAAGUGAUUCCAAAGGACAGUUUUAAGCCUGUGAUAGAUCUCUCUUAUAAGCAGCAAAAGGUACUUGCAAGACCAAUUUGUUCAAAACCUUUGCCAGAUGCCGAAGCAGGAAAGAGAUCGAACUGUUUAUAUUUUAACAAAUACAGUUAACUAAGUAGGUGGAGUCAAAGUCUAUUAGUUGAAGAUGUCGGGAUCUGCUUGAUGUUUUCUAUGGCUAAAAUGUCCAAGCUCUGUGAUUAUCUUUUGGUGUAAUUAUCUUUUGGUCUUGAGUUAAUAGGAAAAAAGAACUAAAUUAUGUCCUCCUUUCUUGGCCCCUUUUGUUAGGAAGGAAUCCUUAGUCCAAGUUUGUAAGUCUCUGCUUUUCUAAUUGAAAUGUUUUUUUUCCCGGCAAAAAU